AUGUCUCUUCCCCUCCUCCCCAUCCUCCUCCUCCGGUGCGGCUUUCUCCUAAUCUUCGCCCUCUCUUUGCCUACCUUGGGCAUUUCCGGGGCGAGGAAGCCCCUGCUCCGGCAGCUGGGUCCCCCGAGCCACCUACCAGACGCAUCGGCCAUUGCACCCUCGGUAGCCCACACCCCUCGUCGGCGGAGGGAGUUACUCCCGGGUUCUUCCCCAGAGACCAUGGUGAUAUCUUUCGCGAGCUCCUUUUCUCGUUUGAAGGGCUCCCAGGGCCAACACAUUCCUCCCUUCGUCCUCCCACCAACAGAGUCCCUCCCCGAAGCUGCCCCCAGCAUCCAAUCCGAGCCUCGUGCGAACAACUAA
Molecule: messenger RNA, 360 nt
Organism: Penicillium brevicompactum
Lineage: Eukaryota; Fungi; Ascomycota; Eurotiomycetes; Eurotiales; Aspergillaceae
Exons: 2
Coding region: 1-360 (119 amino acids)
Source: RefSeq, a predicted model, not a curated record